UGUGUGUGUAAGUGUGUAUAUAUUAGAGGCUAGCUAGGAUCAUCAGUGGACAGAAAGACAUAUAUCAGAAAUGGGCAAAGGAAGAGCUCCAUGCUGUGAUAAGAACAAGGUGAAGAGAGGACCUUGGAGUCCCCAAGAAGAUCUUAAGCUCGUCACCUUCAUCCAGAAACAUGGUCAUCAGAAUUGGCGUUCCCUCCCCAAGCAAGCAGGGCUUCUUCGAUGUGGAAAAAGCUGUCGUCUGAGAUGGAUCAACUACCUAAGGCCUGAUGUGAAGAGAGGAAACUUCACAGAAGAAGAAGAAGAAACCAUAAUGAAGCUUCAUGAAGUCUUAGGAAACAAGUGGUCAAAAAUUGCGUCCGAGUUGCCCGGUAGAACAGACAAUGAGAUCAAGAAUGUGUGGCACACCCAUUUGAAGAAGAAAUUAUUAUCGAAGAACAGUUCAGAUAAUAAUAUCAACCUGUCCACUAGCACUGAUCAGUCCAAGCAAGAAUCAUGCAUAACCUCUUCUUCGUCGUCUUCCUCAACUGGACGCCAAGAAGCGACAACAUUAAUUCCUCAGAAAACUGCAGACAAUAAUGAGCAGAACUUUGAAAAUCCCACUAAAGAGUCCUCUUCACCAAGUUCCUUUCAGUGUUGUACUGAUCAAUCAUCAACAACUAUCUGCAAAUUACAAGACGAUAAUCAGCUGGAACUAGUUGUAGCAGGUUCUUCUUCAUUGUAUCAAGGAGGGCCAGAUAAUAAUGAUUAUAGUGAUACAGUACUAAACGAGGUUGUUGACAAGCCAGCUAAUGAUAACACUAUUGAUUUGCUUGAAAUACCAUUGGAGGCAGACGAUGAUUUUUGGAACAUGCUGGAUGAUGACAGCAACAUAGGAGGAGGAUCCUUCGUGUCAGAUCAUCAUCAGGUUCAUUCAGAUGCUGAAACUAUGAAGUGGAUCAGGGAGAUUGAGAAGGAUCUUGGAUUGGAACCUCAACAGCCAUCAUCUGAUCUAAUCAUAGGAUUGCCUGAUGUACACAUGUGGGCUAAUAAUGUUAGUUCUGGUUUCUGAGUCUGUAAGGAUUUUGUUCAUAAUAUAGCUAGGUUAGUUUUAAUUUGAUCAGGUGGAGACUCUAUAUUUUGUGUCUUUUUUUGGGCUUUAGGUUCCCUAACUUUCUAAUACUAUCUCCAGUCCUAAUUAUAAGACCUCGUUUGUAAAUUAGGAUAGAAGGUAGUAUGUGAAUCGAGCUUGUUAAUAGUUAAUUAGCAUUUAAUAGUUUCAUUUUAGUUUAAUGGAUUAAUCUCUGUACGUAGUGAAGAUAGGGCAUGUAUGUAGUUAUUAUUAGAUUCGAGUGCGCGCGCGCGCGCGUGUUGCAUGCAUCUUCAUGAAGGGAAAAAUAUUAGUGGUGGAU
Neltuma alba is the source of this 1388-nucleotide messenger RNA. RefSeq names its product transcription factor MYB63-like. The record is from RefSeq and is a predicted model, not a curated record. The transcript is spliced from 3 exons. Lineage: Eukaryota; Viridiplantae; Streptophyta; Magnoliopsida; Fabales; Fabaceae. Bases 71 to 1048 code for a protein of 325 amino acids.